Molecule: messenger RNA, 1300 nt
Organism: Drosophila serrata
Lineage: Eukaryota; Metazoa; Arthropoda; Insecta; Diptera; Drosophilidae
Product: mpv17-like protein 2
Biological process (GO): mitochondrial ribosome assembly
Cellular component (GO): mitochondrion; membrane; cytoplasm
Source: RefSeq, a predicted model, not a curated record
ACCAUUUGAAGAAAAGUAUUUAUUUAACAAAGUGAACGAAAAUCAAGCCACCUAUUAUCAUUACGAUUGUGUUGGCACCCUAGAAGACUAUCGAUAACACGUGUCCGGCCAGCCCUGGGCGCAACAGCUGAUCGCUACACGUGAUUGGGGCUGUUGUUGCAGCUGUCGGCUCUCUAUUGUUGUUGUUGUUGCUGUUGCGUGUCCGAGUUGCCUUUCAAAAGUUAAAAUUUAACUUAACACAAAAAACGAACAUGCGUGUACACUUUUAAAGCCAUACCCCCGCUGCACCGUAACUUCGCACAACCCGGAACUACCUCAAACCGCAACAGCAACUGGAUCCGCAACCGGAUCCGCAACCGCAUCUUUGGACACCUGAGGAAUAUGGCUGGACCGCUGCUGACGAAGGUCUUCUAACAACAACAAAACAAUAACAAGCGGGACACAGACGUGGACAUUGCCUUGAGGACUCCAUGCAAUCGAUGCGCUGCUGUUCGGCCCGCGGCCUCCUGCUCUCCAGCGCCGUUCGCGGCCCAAGUCCGCGCAGUCUUCGCAUCAGUUGGCCCCGGAGGAGCGGUGUUGGUGGCGGUGAAACAACACCAGGAGCUGGAGUUGGAGCCGGAGUGGGAGCUGGCGCAGCAGGAGCCCUGCAAAAGCUACGCGAGUUGCAUGCAAUUGCGUUUAGCAGCCGUUUCCUGCUCUUCACCAAUGUGGGCAUCUCACUGACGCUCAGCUGUGUGGGCGAUGUGCUCGAACAGCAUUUUGAGAUCUAUUGCAAGGAGAUCGAACGCUUCGAGUCCACCCGCACCGCCCACAUGGCAAUUAGCGGUGUGACGGUGGGCGUGAUAUGUCACUAUUGGUACAAAAUGCUGGACAGGCGGAUGCCCGGUCGCAGCAUGCGUGUGGUGGCCAAGAAGAUUGUGCUCGACCAGUUGAUCUGUUCGCCCAUCUACAUCUCUGCGUUCUUUGUCACGUUGGGAUUGCUGGAACGGAAGGACAAGCAUGAAGUGUGGGAGGAGAUCAAGGAGAAAGCCUGGAAGCUCUACGCCGCCGAAUGGACCGUGUGGCCAGUGGCGCAGUUCGUCAACUUCUACUGGAUACCCACGCACUACCGCAUCUUCUAUGACAACAUAAUCAGUCUCGGCUACGAUGUCCUCACCUCCAAGGUGAAGCACAAGCAGUCACAUCCGCACCUCAAGAAGCUACCCUAGCCCUACGCCCCGCUCUGCCUUUUUUUAACUAUUUAUUUCAAAGCCCAACUCCUUGUAAAUAUAGACGAGUCAAUGUUGUACAGACCAAGCAA